This is a messenger RNA of Rosa chinensis, 2102 nucleotides long. Its product is annotated as sulfite exporter TauE/SafE family protein 3. The transcript is spliced from 12 exons. Gene Ontology annotation, biological process: protein ubiquitination. NCBI's taxonomy places the organism in Eukaryota, Viridiplantae, Streptophyta, Magnoliopsida, Rosales, Rosaceae. Bases 486 to 1913 code for a protein of 475 amino acids. The record is from RefSeq and is a predicted model, not a curated record. Gene Ontology annotation, cellular component: Cul4A-RING E3 ubiquitin ligase complex; membrane.
CUCCUCUCUUCGUCUUCGUUCGUCAAUCCCCACUCUCUGUGAGUCCCAACAAACCACGACGUUACACAAAACUACGUCGUCUUGACCACUCAGCGCUCUCCUCAACCUUCUUCACCACCCGUUGUUAUUAUGGCCAACCAUUCCGAGUGGAAACAAACCAGAGACGUCGAGAAAGAGACACCUUUUUUCCUCUCUUCCUCUCUUUUUUUCCUUUUUUCCACUUCUGGCUGAAGCUGGUAAUAUUUUUUCUUCCCGUUCCGCCCCUGCCUCUCGUUUCCUCUGGAGAAAUCUCCAUCUUCUCAGCAAUCUUGUUGUUUCGCUCGCUCUGUUGUCGUCUUCUCCCGCGUUUUCUGGGUGAGUGGACGUAAUAUUCUUUAGAUUCGGCGGUGGAUUUCGUCUAUUUGAGACCCUGAGAGCUGUUCUUCGUUGAGUCAUUGCGAGAAAAGCAAGAGAGCUAAGAGCUGUGGUGAAUUGGCGGAUUGGAAAUGGCGGUGUUCGGAGCAAAAUGGCAGGGUGUGAGAUCCAUGUGCAUGAUAUUGUUCAACUUUGCGGUUGCUUUUGUAUUCGUUAAGGCCGAGAGAGGGCUCAGGCUCGAAAGCUCGAGGUUCGAUGGAGCAAAGGGAUCUGUUUCCGGCAAUGAUUAUCUUUUCCGAGCUGUAAAUUUCCUAUGGCAAUCGGAUAAAGUGGGAUACGAACACGUUUGGCCGGAGAUGAAGUUCGGAUGGGAAAUUGUUUUGGGGAGUGCUAUUGGAUUCUUUGGAGCAGCGUUCGGGAGUGUCGGCGGUGUAGGUGGUGGUGGGAUUUUUGUUCCCAUGCUUAGCCUGAUUGUUGGGUUUGAUCCAAAGUCGGCAACAGCUAUAUCGAAAUGUAUGAUCAUGGGUGCAGCUGCCUCAACUGUUUACUAUAAUCUCAAGCUAAGGCACCCCACGCUAGAUAUGCCGAUUAUCGACUAUGAUUUGGCAGUACUUAUCCAACCGAUGCUCAUGAUGGGAAUUAGUAUAGGAGUGGCAUUCAAUGUGAUCUUUGCUGACUGGAUGGUCACGGUUUUGCUUAUUGUUCUUUUUAUAGGCACAUCGACAAAAGCAUUCCUCAAGGGUGUUGAUACAUGGAAAAAGGAAACUAUUAUGAAAAGGGAAGCCGCAAAGCGACUGGAGUCAAAUGGAGCUGGUGUUGAUGCAGAAUACAAGCCUCUUCCAGAUGGCCCAAAAAAUGACCAACAAAAGGAGCCAGAGAUCUCUCUUGUGGAGAAUGUUUACUGGAAAGAGUUUGGACUUCUGGUUUUUGUCUGGGUCGCAUUUCUUGCACUGCAAAUUGCCAAGCAUCACACAUCUACUUGUUCGACAGCCUAUUGGAUAGUGAAUUUGUUACAGAUCCCUGUUUCUUUAGGUGUAUCUACGUAUGAGGCAGUUGGCCUAUACAAGGGACGGAAAGUAAUAGCAUCUAAGGGAGAGGAAGGGACAAAUUGGCGAGUGCACCAGCUGAUUUCCUACUGUCUUAUGGGUGUCGUUGCAGGAAUUGUAGGAGGAUUGCUUGGACUAGGUGGAGGAUUCAUUAUGGGUCCACUAUUUUUGGAGCUCGGAAUCCCCCCUCAGGUCUCCAGUGCCACAGCUACCUUUGCAAUGAUGUUCUCAUCCUCUAUGUCUGUUGUAGAAUACUACCUUCUAAAACGAUUUCCAGUUCCUUAUGCUGCUUACUAUACAGCUGUGGCUACCAUUGCGGCCAUUAUAGGACAGCAUGUUGUGAGGAGGAUGAUAACGAUCUUUGGGAGGGCAUCAUUGAUCAUUUUCAUUCUAGCUUUUAUGAUUUUCGUCAGUGCAAUCUCACUCGGUGGGGUUGGCAUAUCGAACAUGAUUUGGAAGAUAAACCACAAUGAAUACAUGGGUUUCGAAAACCUUUGCAAGUAUGAUGGAUAGCUUGUGUUUCGUUCUUAAAAUUUCUUUUUUGCUCUUUUCUCUAGAGGAAAAAAGAAAAAUUAAAAAUGUAGUAUCCAUCCUCAGAGAUGACCUGUUGUACAAGCUAGCUCAACCUUGUACUCUUUGGGUCAGUACGAUGAAAUCGAAUAAUUGUUUCUCUAAAUUUUCUUAUAUGUUUCUCCAUUCACA